Messenger RNA from Salvia hispanica, 1546 nucleotides. RefSeq names its product ARM repeat superfamily protein. Lineage: Eukaryota; Viridiplantae; Streptophyta; Magnoliopsida; Lamiales; Lamiaceae. The record is from RefSeq and is a predicted model, not a curated record. Gene Ontology annotation, molecular function: protein binding.
CAUUCUGUUUAUAAGUAGUACCUAUCUCUCAAAACGCCGUCGUUUUCGUCUGCCCUUUCCCCCAAAACACAAAAUAAAAGGUCCAAAUUAGUGAAUCCCAAUUUCCCGGCAAUGAUCGCGGAUUGAUCCAACCAUGGAUUCCGAUUCAGUGAAAUCGAGCUUCACCUACAUGGGCCGCAAGUUCACCGAUCUCAGCCUCAACGACUCCUCCUCCUCCGCCUUCAGCGACUGCAACAGCGACAGAUCCGGCGAGUUCCCCACCGCCUCUUCGCAGAGCCGCCGCCUCUUCCUCUCCUGCGCCUCCGAUAACUCCGACGAGCUCAUCUCUCAGCUCGUCUCCGCCCUCGACUCCGACAGCAUCGACGAGCAGAAGCAAGCCGCCAUGGAAUUGCGCCUCAUGGCCAAGAACAAACCGGAGAAUCGGAUCAAAAUCGCCAGAGCCGGAGCGAUCAAGCCGCUGAUCUCGAUCAUCUCCUCCAACGAUCCGCAGCUGCAGGAGUACGGCGUCACGGCGGUGCUAAACCUCUCGCUCUGCGACGAGAACAAGGAGGAGAUCGCCUACUCCGGCGCGAUCAAGCCGCUGGUCCGCGCUCUCAAAUCCGGCACCUCCACCGCCAGGGAGAACGCCGCCUGCGCGCUCCUCCGCCUCUCGCAAAUCGAGGAGAACAAAGUCGCGAUCGGGAGGUCCGGCGCGAUUCCGCCGCUGGUGGACCUCCUCGAGAGCGGCAACUUCCGCGGCAUGAAGGACGCGUGCACCGCGCUCUACUCGCUGUGCACGGUGAGGGAGAAUAAAAUUAGGGCGGUGCAGGCUGGGAUUUUGAAACCCUUGGUUGAGCUGAUGUCCGAUUUAGGAUCGAAUAUGGUGGACAAAUCGGCGUUCGUGCUGAGUCUCCUGAUGUCGGUGCCGGAGGCGCGCGCGGCGCUGGUGGAUGAGGGCGGCAUACCCGUGCUUGUGGAGAUCGUGGAGGUCGGGACGCAGCGGCAGAAGGAGAUCGCCGCUGCCAUACUUUUGCAGUUGUGCGAGGAUUGCUUGGCCUACCGAACUAUGGUGGCCCGCGAAGGAGCCAUUCCCCCCCUGGUGGCUCUGUCGCAGACCGGGACCACCCGCGCCAAACAAAAGGCGGAAGCACUGAUUGAGCUUUUACGGCAGCCAAGAUCCACCAACGGCGCUGCGAGGGACAUAUGAAUAUGAUCUGUCGCUAUCUUCCAUCCCCACAUGAUGCCCCAACCCCCACUUCCACAAGAGGACAAAAUAGAUACACAGAUACAGGUAAAAAAAUACCCAUAAAUAUCAAAGAGGUAGGGGCAGAACUGUAAAUACUCAAUGCUGUAACAGUGUCAUUUGUGAUGAAGCUUUGUAAAUUUGCCUCCCCAAUCCCACCUCGAUUUUGAUCUUGGUAAAAAAAUAAAAAUGGAAAAAAGAAAAAAAGUGUUUCAUUCCGAUACUUCAACGUUUGUUCCCUUGGUUUUGCCUAUUCUAUUUUUUGAGUGUAAGUUUUUGUGUUUGAAGGGAUUUUGUAUUUAAUAUAUGGUCCCAAUUCCCAGA